Molecule: messenger RNA, 1803 nt
Organism: Sabethes cyaneus
Lineage: Eukaryota; Metazoa; Arthropoda; Insecta; Diptera; Culicidae
Product: leucine-rich repeat-containing protein 15-like
Exons: 3
Coding region: 1-1803 (600 amino acids)
Molecular function (GO): protein binding
Source: RefSeq, a predicted model, not a curated record
AUGUUCCAUCGAGUGUUAAUUCUAGUGCUCUUUGUGGUUAUAAAGUUGUCCUUCCGUUGGGAACUUGCGGCCGCCCAGCGGCGUAAUGUUGCUGACAUCGAGCUGGAUGAAGAUCAUGACGCCAUAACUCUUCAGGCUUGCUACAUUGAGGAUUUACGGAACAUCAGAGAAUAUAAUCAAAAUCCACUUGCAGUGUACAUCAACCAUUGUUAUCUGCAGGAGCUUCCCAACGCCAUAUUUAUCCGCUUUUCGGAUCUUCAAACACUCGAAAUAUGUGAUAGUAGAUUAAACAAUUUACAGGAUUUCGCUUUAAAUGGACUGAAAAAUCUCGAAGUACUUAAUUUUUCCCGAAACAAUCUGACAACGGUCAAGUCCUGGAGCGACCACGACUUGGAAAAUCUCCAAACUUUGGAUCUCAGACGAAACCUACUGAAAGGCAUUAAUGAACAGUCUUUUAAGCGUUACCCGAAUCUCACAAAAUUAAACCUGGCAGGAAAUUUAAUUUCCACUAUCCCAGAAGGAACAUUUAGAGAAGUUCCACAUUUGAAGUAUCUCAAUCUUGGCCGUAAUUUAUUGACCGCAAUAGAAGAAAGUACCCUAAAAGGCUUAAGCAAACUGUCCCAGGUGUCAUUCCACCACAAUCAAAUUGCUUUCAUUGACUUUUUUGCGUUCAUCGGAAACAGUCACCUGAAAAGUCUACAACUUCAGGAUAACCAGAUCAGCAUUUUCGAAACCGAUCUACUCUCCAAUUUGCCACGACUGACUUUCUUGAACAUUAGUCACAAUCAUCUGGAGAAUGUGGCUGAACACACUUUCAAAAAAAAUGCCGAUCUUCGACUGCUGGAUAUUAGCUACAAUCGAAUAGAAAAACUGCACGAAGAUAGCUUCAAAGGCUUAACCAGUCUAGAGGUCUUCAAUGCCAGCCAUAACCAUCUGGCGCAAUUGAACAAGUACAUCUUCAAGGACUUCUCGGCCGUCCGUACGGUUGAUCUCUCGGCCAACCGCUUGCUGUACAUCGAAAAUAAACUCUUCGAGUAUACGCCGCGGGUGGAAUGGCUGAACCUGUCCCGGAAUGCGAUCACCGAAAUCGAACUGAACAUGUUCGAAGAGACGAGCCGCCUGCAGACGCUCGAUUUGGCUCACAAUCAACUGACGAAGGAUGCCUUCGUGUGGCCGAUCGUUAAUCUGCACGCACUCAACCUGAGCCACAACCAGUUCCAGCGGAUGAACGUUUCCCUGCUGAGCAACGUCGAACUGGUCGAGCUGUACGACAACCCGUGGAGUUGUCAGUUUUUGAUUCUGGAACUGAUGAAGCAGAAUAAGAACGUCCGUUAUGCUAAGAAUUAUGUGGUUCAUUCGAAGGAUAGUAUCCUGAACACGCAGGGAAUCGAGUGCACCGAUGAGCGGGGAAAGGUGCGCGAUAUUGUGGUUGUGGAGAAUGAGGCACGAGUGGAUUAUGAUUCACCGUACCACCGCUAUAAGCUGUUUCACGAGGGCAGCGGACAUGCCGACACGCGGCCCAUCCAGGACAACUUCGACACCAAAUCCACCAUCCUGUGGUUGAUGUCCGGCGCGUUCGUGGUAUUCGGUGCUUUCAAACUGAUUCAGCUGAUUCUGCGACGGUCCGAGCACCAGAGCGAAAAGUGGCGCCUCGCACAGCACGUGAGUAUACACGAACCCGGUGACGUCAUCCUGUCGCCCAAAUCGCCAACGACCGCCGCGUCGUCGCCCAGUACGGUUGGGUUUCUCUUUCCGCCCACCCAUCCGUCCGGCCAGCGGCAGUUCACCCCGUCGAUAAGCUAA